Messenger RNA from Heterobasidion irregulare TC 32-1, 390 nucleotides. RefSeq lists its product as uncharacterized. The transcript is spliced from 2 exons. The record is from RefSeq and is a predicted model, not a curated record. Bases 1 to 390 code for a protein of 129 amino acids. Lineage: Eukaryota; Fungi; Basidiomycota; Agaricomycetes; Russulales; Bondarzewiaceae.
AUGCCGGCAAAUGCACGCUUCAAGAAGCCCGGGCUGGAGCUCCUUCCUCACAACCCCAGCACAGUCGACACGCGCCCUAGCAUGCCUUUCAUGUCGUCUCCCACCCUCACCCCAUCGCCGCUCAUCCAAGCAAUCAAAGAACUCAAUCCAGGUCGGAUUUUCCCGAACAUCGUUGUCGAUGUGUCGAUGUUCGAUGUCGAUCGUCGGGCAGAAGCGCGGACUGCCUACGAUGGAACUCGCUCUGCUCUGCUGGUGAUGACGAAGACUUCCAAGUUUGUGGCCAUUGCGCUGCUGCAUGCGCGCGCAUCGUCGGCCUUCGGUCCUUAUCACCAUCGAUCUCUUACUUCAUCUUCAUUCCUCAUUACUCCAUCCUCCCACCUGCAUACUUAA